Messenger RNA from Phoenix dactylifera (date palm), 1363 nucleotides. RefSeq lists its product as uncharacterized. NCBI's taxonomy places the organism in Eukaryota, Viridiplantae, Streptophyta, Magnoliopsida, Arecales, Arecaceae. The record is from RefSeq and is a predicted model, not a curated record.
AGCUCCUUCUCGUGGGCGAGAGAGAGAGAGAGAGAGAGAGAGAGGGGGAGGGAGCGAGAGCAGAUUCGGAGACACCCCAAAGAAAGAAAGAGAAGAUUCGGAGACUCCUAUACUGAGUCGGUGAGAGAGAUCGAUAUAGAGAGAGGGGGGGGGCUUUGGAUCCUGAGAUGUCUCUCGCCGGAGACGCUGGUCUCGAGAAGGAUCGGGCGGCGGCGGCGGCGGUGCUGAUCGGAGAAGAGAAGGAUAGCUUCAUCGUCUGGGAGAAGGAGAGGUAGCCCAAUCGCGAGAAAGACUCCUCCUUUACCUGAAUCGUCAGGGAUUAGGACACUGAAUAGCCGCCCGUCGGUGUCGGUGCCCGUUUCCCGGAAGAAUCGGGGCGGAGAGAUAGGCUAUUAAAUAGGGAUCUGUUCUGAUUUGGGGCUUUAUUUGUUUUUUUCGUAUCCGAGGAUAUGUCGGCGAAGGUGCGGAGCGGCGGCGGCGACGCGGUGGCGAUGACGGCAGCGACGGAGGGGAAGGGCGGGGGGCAGAUCGAGGUGGAGUUCGCAAAGUGCGAGUGCUGCGGGCUGACGGAGGAGUGCACGCCGGCGUACAUCGCGCGGGUGCGGGAGAGGUACAGCGGGCGGUGGGUCUGCGGCCUCUGCAGCGAGGCCGUCAAGGAAGAGAUCUGCCGCGCCGGGCGGCGGAUUUCCACGGAGGAGGCGCUCCACCGUCACAUGAGCUUUUCACGGGACUUCCGGUCGGCGUCUCCGCCGGCCAAUCCGGCGGAGGAUCUCAUCGCCGCCAUGCGCCACCUCCUCCGACGGAGCCUCGACUCACCGAGGGCUCUCCGGUCGACUCCCGCCAGUCCCCGCGGGAAGGAUGACGACGACGACGAUGACGAUGGCGGUCGCCGCCGCUCGCUCACCCGCUCCGAGAGCUGCUUUUCAUCGCUGCCUCGUUGAAGGCGUCGGCAAAGCCCGCACCGCCAAGAGGUUCGGGUUGCUGUCUUCACGCAAAGUAACGAUUGAUCUUUCUUUCAUGAUACCAUCUAUUGGAUCAUGCAACAGGUCUCAAAGUACUCCAAAACUCUUCUAUCAUCCAUCUGCAUAGAUCUCAAAGCCACCGUUGCAUAAUGUGACGGUGGACUCGCUGCGAAAGAUACAAACCCUGUCCUUCCCGAACAUGGUGGAGAUAGAUUCAUGCAUCUUCUGUUUUUUUUUUUUGUCACUUUUUCUCUUUCUCCUGUUUACUUCUAUUUGCAUUGCUCAGAGUUCCGUUUGGAAUUUUCAGAACCCAAUAGGAGAUUAGAGGUUCCAUGAAACCAAAGCUGAUUGUGUCCUUUUCAGUGUUGAUUUAUUAACUUUUAUCUCUAUUGAUUUUCUCA